AUGUAUCGAGUUACAGCGCUAAUCACUGGCCGUCAGAAGAAACCUUGUCAAAAUAACGACUGGCGGGAUGAUUCGUACCGAGACAUUGCAAAUGUAGGCAUGGACGUAGAGAAAACGAAGAAAGGAAGUGUCGGCAACACAAGUGAGAAGGGAAUGCAUUUUGGAAACUGGGGCGUUGAGCUAGAAUCGAAGCGAGGAAAUUUUGCUGAGCUUGGGGCUGCUAGCAAUGGCAUUUUAUAG
Molecule: messenger RNA, 240 nt
Organism: Botrytis porri
Lineage: Eukaryota; Fungi; Ascomycota; Leotiomycetes; Helotiales; Sclerotiniaceae
Exons: 2
Coding region: 1-240 (79 amino acids)
Source: RefSeq, a predicted model, not a curated record